AUGGCUCUCCCACCUUCCGCAUACAAAGAUAGAGAGUUCCUCGCCGUGAUCGGUGACGAAGAUUCUGUAACUGGCAUCCUCCUCGCAGGCGUAGGCCAUGUCACGAACCCACCAGACUCACAAAAGAAUUUCCUGGUCGUAGACGGCAAGACGGAUGACAGCACGAUUGAGAKCGCUUUUGAGAGUUUCACGAAAGAGAGGAAGGAUAUUGCGAUUUUGUUGAUCAACCAGCAUAUUGCGGAUCGCAUAAGAGCUACAGUGGACAAGUACACGGAGGCUUUCCCUAGCGUUUUGGAAAUCCCUAGUAAGGAUCAUCCGUAUGAUCCUGAGAAGGAUAGUGUUAUGAAGCGGGUGAGGAAGCUGUUUGGGGAGUGA
Molecule: messenger RNA, 375 nt
Organism: Ramularia collo-cygni
Lineage: Eukaryota; Fungi; Ascomycota; Dothideomycetes; Mycosphaerellales; Mycosphaerellaceae
Product: V-type proton ATPase subunit F
Exons: 4
Coding region: 1-375 (124 amino acids)
Biological process (GO): proton transmembrane transport
Cellular component (GO): proton-transporting V-type ATPase, V1 domain; fungal-type vacuole membrane
Molecular function (GO): proton-transporting ATPase activity, rotational mechanism
Source: RefSeq, a predicted model, not a curated record